Molecule: messenger RNA, 2760 nt
Organism: Talaromyces atroroseus
Lineage: Eukaryota; Fungi; Ascomycota; Eurotiomycetes; Eurotiales; Trichocomaceae
Exons: 4
Coding region: 1-2760 (919 amino acids)
Biological process (GO): establishment or maintenance of microtubule cytoskeleton polarity; microtubule polymerization; mitotic spindle organization
Cellular component (GO): kinetochore; microtubule plus-end; spindle pole
Molecular function (GO): microtubule plus-end binding; microtubule plus end polymerase activity
Source: RefSeq, a predicted model, not a curated record
AUGGCUGACGGCGAAGAGGAUUUCUCGUCUCUGCCCUUAGCAGAUCGCUUUUCACACAAGGUUUGGAAAGUCAGGAAGGAAGGAUAUGAAGAUGCAGUCAAGCAGUUUGAAAAGACGCCAGAUGAAUCAGAUCCCGUAUUCACGCCAUUCUUACAAGAUCCCUCCAUGUGGAAGGGCGUUGUUGCCGACUCCAACGUUGCCGCCCAACAAGAAGGUUUAGCAGCCUACUGCGCGUUUUUGAAAUAUGGGGGUGUUCAGGCCUGCACAAGGUCGCGAGGUGUUGCGGUCCCGGCCAUCGCUGAAAAGGGUCUUCCUUCGACACGUCCUGCUGCGAAGGCAAAUGCGCUUGAGGCUCUCUUGCUGUGCAUAGAACUCGACAAAUCCGAUCCCGUCAUAGAAGAUUUACUCCCCGUUUUAUCAGCCAAGCAACCAAAAGUGGUCGCCGCAGGCCUGGCUGCUAUCACAGCUAUAUAUCAUAAUUACGGCUGCAAGCUUGUUGACCCGAAACCUGUCCUGAAAAUUCUACCCAAAGUCUUUGGGCAUGCUGAUAAGAAUGUCCGUGCUGAAGCACAGAAUCUAAGUGUAGAGCUUUACCGGUGGCUUAAAGAGGCCAUGAAGCCUGUUUUCUGGAACGAUUUGAAACCAGUACAACAACAGGAUCUGGACAAACUAUUCGAAAAGGUUAAAGAAGAGGCUCCACCAAAACAAGAGCGAUUAACGAGGGCACAACAGGAGUCAAUGGCUGCAGCGCCCGCAGCCGGUGGGGAUGAUGCCGGUGAGGCUGAGGAAGAUUACGGAGAAGAUGACGGGGGUGAUAUGGACCAAUUCGACCUCGCAGAGCCUGUCGACGUGAUGCCGAAAGUACCAAAAAAUCUGCACGAACAAUUAAGCUCGACAAAGUGGAAGGACAGGAAAGAAUCAUUGGAUGAAUUGUAUACUGCCCUCAAUGUUCCUCGAAUUCAGGAUGGACCAUUCGACGAGAUUGUGAAGGCACUUGCGAAAUCUAUGAAGGAUGCAAAUGUUGCAGUCGUUACAGUCGCUGCUAAUUGCGUCGACUUGCUUGCGAAGGGACUGCGUUCUGCAUUUGCAAAAUACCGCUCGUCAAUCAUGGCACCGAUUAUGGAGCGUCUAAAAGAGAAGAAGCAGUCCGUUGCCGACGCAUUGGGCCAAGCAUUGGAUUCCGUGUUCGGUUCUACCAGUCUAUCUGAAUGCCUGGAGGAUAUAUUUGAAUUCUUGAAACACAAGAACCCGCAAGUCAAACAAGAAACCCUGAAGUUUCUAAUUAGGUGCCUAAGAACGACCCGCGAUGUGCCCGCGAAACCUGAAGUGAAGUCAAUAGCGGAAGCCGCCAUCAGAUUACUUACAGAGUCGAGCGAAGUUACACGAUCGGGUGCUGCAGAGAUUCUAGGAACGCUGAUGAAAAUCAUGGGCGAACGAGCGAUGAACCCUUACCUUGAUGGCUUAGACGAGAUUAGGAAGUCUAAGAUCAAAGAGUAUUUCGAGACAGCCGAAGUCAAGGCCAAGGAUCGCCCCAAGCCGAUCAUCGCACCUCCUAAACCCGCGCCGGUUGCAAAAAAGACUGCCGCUCCAGGCGCAAGGAAACCAGCUCUGGGGUUGAAAAAGGCUGCCCCUGUUGCUGCACCCCCCCCCGAAGAGGCAUCUCCACCCCCGAAACCAAAAGCUGUGGCCAAGCCCGGACUUGCACGCCCGGGUGGUAUUCCCAAGCCAGGUCUGGCUACUCCUGGUUCUGGAUUGAAGAUGCAGCGACGUAUUCCCGGUGUUGGCGGUGCCGCAGCAGCUUCUCAAGGAUCUCCUAAGCGUCGUGUAUCCUCUCCGCCUCUUGAUGACGCUCCGCCGACGCCGGCGCCAGCACAGCCAAAAUUCGGUUUAGGACGUGGCCUGGCAGGUCGCCCAAUCAGCAAGCCUGCGGCGGCGUCAACAGAGGUGGCACCCGCUCCCGCACCUGUCGUGUCUGGUCUCGCAGCAGUUGAGCGUGCCGAAUUAGAAGAGCUUCGCCUCGAGCGAGACCGCCUCUCGAGGAUGAACGACGACCUAAAAUCAGACAAGACGAAGCUUACGUCUCAAGUCACAGAGCUUCAAAACCAGAAUGCACAACUGAUCGAGGAUCAUACGAGAGAUGUGUUGAGCAUCAAAGCGAAAGAAACGCAGUUAGUACGUGCACGCAGUGAUGCAGAGACGGCGGAACAAACAGUCCAGAAACAACAACGUGAAAUUGAACGUCUCAAGCGUGAACUGGCUAGGGCGGUGCGCGCCUCAGCGAUGAGUCCCCCAACUGUCCUUUCGGAUGGUCUCAACACUGGGGUCUCAGACAAUGGCCCCUAUUCGCCCGACACCGGUACCUAUAACAGCAAUGGCUCCCGUCAUGGACAUUAUAUGAGUUCGCGAUUAGAAAGCACUCGACCUCCAAGCUACGUCUCCAGCCCAAGCGAAGACAAGGAAAACAACGGGUUUGGUUCACCCACCGCAGAAACGAAUCUGGAUUCUACCUUUGGUCGCAGGAAAUUCAGUCCUCCCAUCGGACAGAGUCUUUCAAGCAGAGGCAGCCCUAGCCGACCUACCGCUCGCUAUGCAUCAGCCAGUAGCAAUAAUAGCGAGGAACAACCGUCUAUAACGACCCGAUCCGCCGAACCAGCCGAAAACUGGAAACGAGCAGCAGAAGUAACAAGUCAAUUAAAAGCUAGAAUCGAACAGAUGAAGGCUCGACAAGGUCUCUCCCGGCCUCCGCCAUCGGCCCAUUAA